Messenger RNA from Aphis gossypii (cotton aphid), 949 nucleotides. It is a transcript of the gene Srp19, whose product is annotated as signal recognition particle 19 kDa protein. The coding region runs from base 400 to 834 and encodes 144 amino acids. Gene Ontology annotation, cellular component: signal recognition particle, endoplasmic reticulum targeting. The record is from RefSeq and is a predicted model, not a curated record. NCBI's taxonomy places the organism in Eukaryota, Metazoa, Arthropoda, Insecta, Hemiptera, Aphididae. Gene Ontology annotation, biological process: SRP-dependent cotranslational protein targeting to membrane, signal sequence recognition; SRP-dependent cotranslational protein targeting to membrane. The transcript has 3 exons. Gene Ontology annotation, molecular function: 7S RNA binding.
UGGUUCGUGCACAGUAAAAAAUUAAUUUUUAUCCAUUUAUCCACAUACACCAUUACCUAUUUGUAUCUUAAAUUUUUCGAUCGUGAUUCGUGGCAGACUAGACCAUCCUGGCACCAGCCACACCGAUAUUUAGUUACCAGACCAUUCAUACCGCUACCGUGUCAGUGUCGUGUCACUAGUCCAUUGAUAAUGAAAUUAUAUUAGUUUUGUGAUAUUAUCCAAUAAUAUGAUAAUAAUAUGUAAUGUUCCGUUCUAAAACAUAUACCUAUUAUUGUCUAAUUAUCAAUUAUAAAUAUUAAAUAGUAAUAUAAAAGUACAACUGUCAACUAUACCUAUGAUUGUAUAUUAGUAUUAGAGAAUUUCGUUUUUUAAUUUUAAUGUUUGCGAGUUAAAAGAAAAAUGUCGAGCAUUUACGCAGAGAAGAAACCAAGUGAUCGGUCCAGGUGGAUAUGUAUAUACCCAGCGUAUUUGAAUAAUAAAAAAACGUUGGCUGAGGGACGUAUCGUUCCGAAAAAAUUUGCUGUGGAAAAUCCUACUUACCAAGAAAUUCUCGAAGUGGUCAAGGCAUCUGGUUUCAAUGCCGAAGCCGAAAACAAGCAGUAUUCCCGUGAAUGUAGCAAGGAAUGGCAUUUUCGUGGUCGGAUACGGGUACAACUUAAAAAUGAUGAUGGAACACCUUUCAACCAAAUGUUUCCUUCGAGAGAGAGUUUGAUGAAACAUUGUGGUGUUCAAAUACCAAAACUCAAAAGCCGUGUUAUGAAAGUAGCUGGCCCUGAACAACAUCAAAACAAGAAUGAACCAAGUGGAAGCAAGAAGAAAAAAGGCCGUAAAUAAAAUGACGCCGAGCAAAUGGUUUUAUUUAAGCUCUUUUAUAUUAUUUUAUUUUGUCAUGUUUUUGUAAUGAAUUAAAUGUGGAAAUUGAUUAUAAUAAAUACAAUGUUAAAAUUGA